CCGCCGAGCGGUGGGCGGGAUGUAGGGCUAAGGGAGCGCUCCCGGCGGGUCCUCUUUGGGUCCCGGCUUAGCUAGAUCGCGCCUUUACUUUUCUUUCAGGGCUGAGAUGGCGCUACUGGGCAUCAGAGUCGUGGAGCUGGCCGGCCUGGCCCCAGGUCCCUUCUGCGGGAUGGUCCUCGCCGACUUCGGGGCACAGGUGGCGCGCGUGCGCUCGCUGGUGCUCAACCUGAAGCGGCCUGAGGGCGCGGCCGUGCUGCGGCGCUUGUGUGCACGCGCGGAUGUGCUGCUGGAGCCCUUCCGUGGCGGUAUCAUGGAGAAACUUCAGCUUGGGCCAGACCUUCUGCUGCAGGAAAAUCCAAGGCUUAUCUAUGCCAGGUUGAGUGGAUUUGGCCAGUCAGGAAGCUUCUCCCAAGUAGCUGGCCAUGACAUCAACUAUCUGGCUUUGUCAGGUGUUCUGUCAAAUAUUGGCAGAUGUGGUGAGAAUCCAUAUCCUCCGCUGAAUCUGCUGGCUGACUUUGCUGGUGGUGGCCUCAUGUGCACAUUGGGCAUUCUGGUGGCUCUUGUGGAACGCAUGCGCUCUGGCAAAGGUCAAGUCAUUGAUGCAAACAUGGUGGAAGGAACAGCCUAUCUAAGUUCUUUCAUAUGGAAAACUCAAAUAAUGGGUCUGUGGAGCAACCCUCGAGGACAGAACCUUUUAGAUGGUGGGGCACCUUUCUACACAACUUACAGGACAGCAGAUGGGGAGUUCAUGGCUGUUGGAGCACUGGAACCCCAGUUCUACCAGUCGCUGAUCGAAGGACUUGGGCUGAAGUCUAAUGAACUUCCCAACCAGAUGAGCCAGGCUGAUUGGCCAGAAAUGAAGAAAAAAUUCGCAGAUGUCUUUGCCACAAAGACCAAGGCAGAGUGGUGCCAGAUCUUUGAUGGCACAGAUGCUUGCGUGACCCCCGUGCUGACGCUGGAAGAGGCUGCACACCAUCAUCACAACAGAGAAAGGGGCUCGUUCUUCACUGAUGAGGACCAGCGUGUGAGCCCUCGCCCUGCGCCUCUGCUGUUGAGCACCCCAGCCAUCCCUUCUGCCCAAAGGGACCCAUUCAUAGGAGAGCACACUGACGAGAUACUUAAAGAAUUUGGGUUUAACCAGGAAGAGAUUGGUGAGCUGUACUCAGAGGGAAUCAUUGAAAGUAGUAAGACAAAAUGCAAACUCUGACUUCUAGCCUCACAGCUCCAGUGAAUUUGGGUGUUUUCACAAUGGAGAAUAAUUCAGAAAGUGGGAUACAUGGAAAUGUGAAAGAACAGCAAUGAAGUGAUCUAACUAUCCUAAUCAUGAAACAACUAAUGGCUGAUUACACAGUAAUUGCAUUCUGAAAAUGAUUAUCACUAGAGAAUCUGAUUGAGGAAUUUUUUAUCUUUUGGCAGUAUUUUUUGUUUUCCAGUUAACUUG
Messenger RNA from Fukomys damarensis (Damara mole-rat), 1441 nucleotides. It is a transcript of the gene Amacr, whose product is annotated as alpha-methylacyl-CoA racemase. Gene Ontology annotation, molecular function: alpha-methylacyl-CoA racemase activity. Gene Ontology annotation, cellular component: mitochondrion. The record is from RefSeq and is a predicted model, not a curated record. NCBI's taxonomy places the organism in Eukaryota, Metazoa, Chordata, Mammalia, Rodentia, Bathyergidae. Gene Ontology annotation, biological process: bile acid metabolic process.